This is a messenger RNA of Triticum aestivum (bread wheat), 1451 nucleotides long. Its product is annotated as heavy metal-associated isoprenylated plant protein 35. NCBI's taxonomy places the organism in Eukaryota, Viridiplantae, Streptophyta, Magnoliopsida, Poales, Poaceae. The record is from RefSeq and is a predicted model, not a curated record. The transcript has 2 exons. The coding region runs from base 133 to 1170 and encodes 345 amino acids. Gene Ontology annotation, molecular function: metal ion binding.
CGCAUCUGCUGCCUCCCCUGAGUUCCCAGCGCCCUCAGAGCCACAGACUCGAGCGCGCCCCCAUCCUGCUCCCCAACCAAGAAGCGAGACGACGGUGACCAGUCCCCAGAGGCCAGAGCGCACUCCCAUCCCAUGGAUCUGCAGACCUUCGUGCUGAGGGUGACCAUCCACUGCCAUGGCUGCAAGAAGAAGGUCCGGAAGGUGCUCAAGAGCGUCGAAGGCGUGCAGGACGUGAAGGUGGAUGCCCAGCUGCACAAGGUGAUGGUGACCGGCACCGUGGACGCCGAGACGCUCAUCAAGAGGCUCAACAAGUCUGGCAAGCAGGCCCUGCCAUGGCAACACACGCCUGCCAAGAAUCCCGACCCUGCGCCAGCCGACGCCCCCGCGCCGGCCGAGGACGGCAGCAAGGAUGCUGCUGUGGCCGACAAGAAGCCGGCGGAGGAGCCGCAGGCCGACAGCUCAGACAAGAAGCCGGAGCAGGAGACGGCCUCGGAGAAGAAGCCGGAGCAGGAGACGGCCUCGGAGAAGAAGCCUGAGACGGAGAAGGAAGCAGAGUCUGAGAAGAAGGCUGACAAGGAGGAGGCGAAACCAAGCGACGAGGCAAAGAAAGACGGCGGCGAGGGCGCGGCGGCCGAGCCCAAACCCAAAGCAAAGGGCACCGAGCCCGCCGCCGCUGCAAAGGAGGCCGGCGAUGACGAGGGCGAGGCGAAGAAGAAACAGAGCAAGCCCAAGGACGCGGAUAGGUCCCUGGCCCCAGCGCCGGCGCCGGCCCAUGCGCCGAGGUACGCGCACCAGGAAUUCAACGCGCCGCAGCCGGUGAUGAGCUACAACAUGGCGCAGCCGAGAGCGAGCGUGUCCCACUACGCGCCGCAGCCGGAGCAGGGCUACUCGCAGCAGCAGCAGGCCGGGUACUCCUCCUCCUCCUCCAUGAUGGUGACGCAGCACCCACCGCCACCGGCGCAGCAGGCCUACUCCCAGCAGGCGCAGCCAAUGCAGCAAUGGUCGCCGUCCUACCUCUACAUGCCGUACCCGCACGCGUCGCCGGAGUCCUACUACCAGGACUACUACAGCCCGCCCGGGACGCACGCGUCGCCGCCGCCCCCGCCGCCGCUCCAGGACUCGUACCGCCUAUUCGACGACGAGAACCCCAACUCGUGCAGCGUCAUGUGAUCUGAUCACGGCUCCGGCCACCGGCGGAAAAGUAGAGGCGGCCGUCCUCAUAAUCGUAAUAGAGACGGACCUCUCUGGUUGUAGGUAGAGUAGCUUGUUACUCUCUUCGAUUGGGAGGUCAAAGCUCUCCUUGACCAAUCCUUUUUCUUCUCACUUCUUCCUCUUUAAUUUCUUCUUUUGUUAUUGCUACUAUUACUGUUCUAAAUAGAGCAUGUAAUUGUAAUUUACAUGUAGAAUAGUAGCAUCAAUGAGAUCUUCCACCCUACUAGCACUUACUAGCA